Messenger RNA from Penicillium longicatenatum, 1335 nucleotides. RefSeq names its product metal-dependent hydrolase family protein. The transcript has a single exon. The record is from RefSeq and is a predicted model, not a curated record. Gene Ontology annotation, molecular function: hydrolase activity, acting on carbon-nitrogen (but not peptide) bonds. Lineage: Eukaryota; Fungi; Ascomycota; Eurotiomycetes; Eurotiales; Aspergillaceae. Bases 1 to 1335 code for a protein of 444 amino acids.
AUGAGCAAGGGCAGCAAGCCAUGGUUGCCGCAGACAGCAGCCCCAGAGAUCAUAUUCUACAAUGCGAAUGUCGUGGACGUUGAAGCUGGUCGGGUUAUUCCAAGUUCUACAGUGCAUAUAAACAACGGUCGUAUCGUUAGUGUGACUACAGGUGGCGCAGAUAAUCCACCCUCAGGACCAAAUGCGGUAGAUCUGAUGGGCCAGUACAUCUGCCCUGGCUUGAUCGACUGCCAUGUGCAUCUCACUGCAACACCUGGCUCAUCCUCUCUUAAAGACAUGUUUGCUGCAAACUCCAACAGCAUUGCAUACCGCACAUCAUUUGUGGCACGCGAGAUGCUUCUCCGAGGAUUUACUACAGCUCGUGAUACAGGUGGUGCUGAUUAUGCUCUCCGUGACGCGAUAUCGGAAGGCUUGAUCAUGGGACCAAGACUUUUCAUAGCAGGGAAAGCUCUGUCGCAAACCGGCGGACACGGGGACUUCCGAGCCAAUUACCAGGGCGACGAGUACAAAUGCUGCGGCGGACACUCCGUUUACCUGGCUAGGGUGUGUAACGGCGUUCCUGAGUGCCUGAGCGCGGUGCGGGAUGAACUGAGGCAGGGUGCCGACUUUGUCAAGAUCAUGUGUGGAGGUGGCGUUGCAUCACCGUCUGAUGCUCUUGAUAUGGUUCAGUUCACUGCGGAAGAAAUUCGCGCAAUCACGACGACUGCCAAGCAAUCUAAGACCUAUGUUACAGCUCAUGCAUACAGCGUUGAAGCUAUUCGUCAUGCUGUCGACAAUGGGGUCCGAGGCAUCGAGCAUGGAAAUUUCAUCGAUGAGGAAACCGCCGCCUAUUGCACAAGAUUGGGUGUGGUAUUCACGCCGACUUUGGUGACUUACUACGGCAUGUCGCGCCCUCCAUUCGAUAAGUUCUUGGACAAUGCCAGUCAAAUCAAGAAUCGUCAGGUUUUAGCUAGCGGCUUGAAUGCAUUGUCUAUCUUGCGCAAGGCUGGGGCAACUAUCUGCUACGGAUCUGAUCUACUAGCUGGCCUGCACCCGCUCCAAAACGAAGAGUUUUCCAUCCGAUCGAGUGUUCUAAGCGCAAAGGAAAUUUUGCAGUCAACUACUAUCAAUGCUGCAAAAUACUUGGGAAUGGAGGGUCAACUUGGAUGCAUCAAGAAAGGGAGUAUUGCUGAUAUUCUAGUACUGAAAUCUAACCCUCUUGAAGAUAUAACCAUUUUGGAUCACAUCCAAGACAAUCUUGUGGCGAUUCUUAAAGAUGGACGUGUCGUUUUCAAAAAGUCAGCCUGGCUUUCCGUCGAUUUCAUGUAUGAUCCCUGUCGCAUCCAACCCCAAUGA